ACAAUUGGCUUCAUUGAACGAUAAAACAUUAGGACUAGUUGUCUUCUCUAUUCUUACUUUGUAUUAGAACCAGUACCUUGUAUUCUAGAAUUUCUCUGGAAUGGACCUUUCUGGUAUUCCUUCCCUGAUUGCUCUUCCAACUGAGAGUGUUUUGGCUAUUGGGUUGAACAUGUAUCUGGUUGAAAGCAACGGAGGUGCUAUAGCUUGUAUGUUGCUUGCCCUCUUCUUCUUGGGCACAUGGCCUGCUAUUUUGACCCUUUUGGAAAGGCGAGGCCGUCUUCCUCAGCGCACUUACCUUGAUUACACAAUGACGAAUCUCUUGGCUGCCGUGAUCAUUGCUUUCACAUUCGGUGAGAUUGGCACGAGCACGGCUGAGGAGCCAAAUUUUUUGACUCAACUUUCUCAGGACAAUUGGCCUUCUGUUUUGUUUGCAAUGGCUGGUGGGGUUGUCCUAAGCCUUGGAAACCUGGCCACGCAAUAUUCCUUGGCCUUUGUUGGUUUAUCCGUGACUGAGGUGAUCACUGCAAGCAUAACUGUUGUUAUAGGCACAACCAUAAACUACUUCUUGGAUGAAAAAAUCAAUAAUGCUGUGAUUCUUUUCCCUGGUGUUGGAUGCUUCUUGAUUGCAGUUUGUCCUGGCUCUGCUGUUCACACAUCUAAUGCGGCUGAUAAUAAAGCAAAGCUUAGUAUUAUUUCAAACGACGACAAAACUCAGUCUGGGGCUACAGAUGUUUUAGUGUCUAAAGAAACACAUCCGAUCAUAGUUGAAACAAAGGAUCCAGAGAAUGGAAGUAGUACUGCAGAGAAGGCAAAAUUUGGGAGUGCUGGCUUUCUUAUAGAGCUUGAGAACAGAAGAGCAAUUAAGGUGUUUGGAAAGAGCACUAUGAUUGGAUUGGGCAUAACUUUCUUUGCCGGAAUCUGCUUCUCUCUCUUCUCGCCGGCAUUCAACUUGGCAACAAAUGAUCAGUGGCACACCUUGAAAGAUGUGCUGAACUUACCCAGAUCGUCACUAAGGGCUUAAUUUGACAGAUUGGAACGGUAGACGUUGGGCCUUUUUGGCUGGACUUCUUUGUGGGUUUGGGAAUGGUCUUCAGUUCGUGGGAGGUCAAGCUGGCAGGAAUCGUUA
Camellia sinensis is the source of this 1126-nucleotide messenger RNA. The record is from RefSeq and is a predicted model, not a curated record. NCBI's taxonomy places the organism in Eukaryota, Viridiplantae, Streptophyta, Magnoliopsida, Ericales, Theaceae.